Scleropages formosus (Asian bonytongue) is the source of this 2770-nucleotide messenger RNA. It is a transcript of the gene neurod1, whose product is annotated as neuronal differentiation 1. The record is from RefSeq and is a predicted model, not a curated record. Gene Ontology annotation, biological process: nervous system development; positive regulation of transcription by RNA polymerase II; sensory organ development. Gene Ontology annotation, molecular function: E-box binding; protein dimerization activity; DNA-binding transcription factor activity, RNA polymerase II-specific. NCBI's taxonomy places the organism in Eukaryota, Metazoa, Chordata, Actinopteri, Osteoglossiformes, Osteoglossidae. Gene Ontology annotation, cellular component: nucleus. The coding region runs from base 227 to 1291 and encodes 354 amino acids. The transcript has 2 exons.
CUUCUCCUGACGGUCCGUCGGUUCGAGGGCAUUAACGGCAGCCAGAGGUGUUCAUCUCAUCACAUGUUCAUCUCUGAGCAUCAGCAGCACCGCUAUAUAACGUGGAGAUCCAGCAGGCAGCCAGUCACUGUAGAGCUCUCAGGACCCGGACACACCUGGCUGGAGGGGCAUGACACUCCCAUAACAAAGACACACUGACUGACUGCACGAGAACAAGCGCACGACAAUGACUAAGUCCUACACCGAAGACAGCAUAAUGCCGGAGUCUCAGAGCGCGUCCACCUGGCCGGACGAGUGCCUCAGCUCGCACGACGAGCACGAGCUGGAGAAGAAGAGCGAGGAGCGCGAGGAGUGCGACGCCAUGGCCAAGGACGCCGAUCCCGAGGACGUGGACGGGCUCAACAGGCUCGAGGAGGACGAGGACGACGACGACGACGAGGAGGAAGACGGCGACGACCAGAAGCCCAAGAGACGCGGACCCAAGAAGAAGAAGAUGACCAAGGCGCGCCUGCAGAGGUUUAAGAUCCGGCGCAUGAAGGCGAACGCGCGCGAGCGGAACCGCAUGCACGGGCUGAACGACGCGCUCGAGAGUCUGCGCAAGGUCGUGCCCUGCUACUCGAAGACGCAGAAGCUCUCCAAGAUCGAGACCCUGCGGCUGGCCAAGAACUACAUCUGGGCUCUGUCGGAGAUCCUGCGCUCGGGAAAGAGUCCCGAUCUCAUGUCCUUCGUGCAGGCCCUGUGCAAGGGACUGUCGCAGCCCACCACCAACCUGGUGGCCGGGUGUCUCCAGCUGAACCCGCGGACGUUCCUUCCGGAACAGAGCCAGGAGAUACCGGCGCAUAUGCAAACGGCCAGUGCUUCCUUCGCGGCCCACCCCUACUCUUACCAAACCCCUGGUCUUCCGAGCCCGCCCUACGGUACAAUGGACAGCUCCCACAUCUUCCACGUGAAGCCGCACUCGUACGGGAGCGCGCUGGAGCCCUUCUUCGAAUCCGUGCUCACGGACUGCACGAGCCCCUCGUUCGACGGGCCCCUGAGCCCCCCGCUCAGCGUGAACGGGAACUUCUCCUUCAAGCACGAGCCCUCAUCCGGGGACUUCGAGAAGAGCUACGCGUUCACCAUGCACUACCCGGCGGCGGCGGGCCUCGCGGGCCCGCAGGCGCACGCGCCGCUGUACGCGGGCUCGGCGCAGCGCUGCGACAUACCCAUGGAGACCAUGCUGUCGUACGACGGACACUCGCACCACGAGAGGGUCAUGAACGCGCAGCUCAACGCCAUAUUCCACGACUGAGCCGCGUCCCGCGAGCGUCCACGCGUCGGGGCCUCGCUGACGACGCACAAGUGCAAAUACCACUCGCGUAAACCUAUGUAUGUAUUUAUUGAUGUUACUGCCUUUAGGUGGAAUUCUGGGACUCCCACGAUCCCGUUUCGCCUUAUCAUGUAUUAUAUAUGCUCUAUAGCGCGUCUAUAUGAUAUGGAGGUCACAAGAGUGGCGGGCAAAGAAGGGUGUGACCAGAUUUAGAAUGUUCUCAUUAUGUAACGAUCCACGUGACAAAAAAAAUCACGAGCAAUAAUUUGGAAACUAUGCAAUUUUUGAGCAGACAAUGGGCCAAUCGCGAAAAUUAAAUGAAGAUAUAUAUUUUUUUCAAACAGCAUUUUACUACUAGUCUAAUCCCAUGCUGAAUUAUUUUGUUGUGAUUUUUGUACAGAAUUCUUGAUUAACUUUUAUAAGGUCGAUUUCCUAUUUUAUCCCAUGCAGCUCCAUCGAUGUUUUAUAAAAAAAAAAUUAUAGACCUGGGUCUUGUUUAUACAAAACAGUAAUAAUUACGAUGUUAUGGUUUAAAAAAAAAAAUCAGCGGGGAGAAAGUGCGCGGAUGUAUGUUAAGUUGCCUUGGUACUUCUUUACUGUAAAGUCACGCAGCGUUGCACAUUUCUGAUCCAUGUGAUUUUCCUUUUCAUUCAUUUUUUUUUUCUUCUUCUUCAGAAGGAAAACUCUGAAUAAUUAAAUGGGCGGACAACGACACGCUUCCAGAAAGUGAUAAAAGUGCGUCACACGUGCUGUGUCAUUGCUCGCUCACUGUCAGUCGAAAUUUCCCCUUUUACACUGUCAGGACAAGUACCCCCCUCCCCCCACCUUUAAAUUCAUAACUCUGAUCUGAGGACUUUAAACUGCGGAAUAAAAAGGAAAUAUAGCUCAAUAGAUAAUAUUAUUGCAUGUACAACUGCGGUUCAGACCGAGAGCCGGUUCAUCGUCACUAAGUUUGUACCGUUAUUUUCUUUUGUUAACUUGUAUAAUAUGACGUAAUGCCACAUCGCACUGGGGCUUAGAACACAUUUCCAGUCGAUUUAAAAUGCAGAUAGGACUGAACAUCUGGUCAAAAAAGUUGCAUUCCUCCUUCGAUGUGAUUUCUUAGUGUACUAUGUAAUUCCUAUGGGAUUAUUGUUUUUAUUACUCUCAUAGCUAAUGAAAAGGCUCAAUUUUAUUAUUUGUAGAAUCAAGUCAGUAAUUGAAGUUUUUCCAGGUAGGUGUGAUUUUCUUAAGGACAUGUUUUAAAUAUAACAUUACGUGGGGAAAAUGUAGGCUGAAGAAGAGGUUGGAACCUUAACGCGUACAUUGGACAGCUGCGUCUCAUGGGUCCGUCUCCACGAGCGUCGCAAGAACAUUAAGUUAUUUCUGCAAUGAAAACGGAUAUUAUUGCUAUAUUUGUUUGCUCUAUGUACGCGGCGGUAAACGUAUUUCAUAUGUUACUAAUAAACUUGUAAAAAGGAA